Messenger RNA from Mytilinidion resinicola, 1929 nucleotides. RefSeq names its product phosphate permease. The coding region runs from base 1 to 1737 and encodes 578 amino acids. NCBI's taxonomy places the organism in Eukaryota, Fungi, Ascomycota, Dothideomycetes, Mytilinidiales, Mytilinidiaceae. Gene Ontology annotation, molecular function: phosphate transmembrane transporter activity. Gene Ontology annotation, cellular component: membrane. The transcript is spliced from 8 exons. The record is from RefSeq and is a predicted model, not a curated record. Gene Ontology annotation, biological process: transmembrane transport; phosphate ion transport.
AUGUCACAGAUCGUGCACAAGACCGCCGGAGGAAACGCUGCAUUUCAUAAUUUCCAUAACGACUAUGCGCACAUUGCGGACCCCAAUGAACGCAGACGCCUUGCGCUCGCAGAGAUCGACAAGGCGCCCUUCGGUUGGUACCAUAUACGCGCUAUCGUUGUAGCUGGGAUCGGAUUCUUUACAGAUGCCUACGAUCUCUUCGCAGUCAACAUGGUGACCAGUAUGCUUGGUGUGGUCUUCUGGCAUGACGCAAAGUCAAAUCCUGGAAAGAUCCCCUCAAAUGCCGACACUGCCAUCAAGGUCUCCACCAGCUCCGGAACCGUAGUUGGGCAGGUCGGAUUCGGUAUCCUCGCAGACAUAGUCGGCCGUAAGCGCAUGUAUGGUCUUGAGCUUAUCUUGAUAAUCUUCGCCACUCUCGCCCAAGCUCUCUCUGCGCAUUCUCCAGGCUGUUCUAUCGUUGGUGUCAUUGUCUUCUGGCGUGUGCUCAUGGGAAUUGGUAUUGGCGGCGACUAUCCUUUGUCUUCCAUUAUCACCUCGGAGUUUGCUACCACCAAAUGGCGAGGAGCUAUGAUGGGAUCGGUUUUCGCUAUGCAGGGAAUUGGCCAGUUUGCCGCCGCCAUGGUCGCCCUUGUUGUCACUGCCGGCUUCAAGGAUUCCCUAAAUACCGCAAAGACGGUUGCCGACUGCGAUGGUGUUUGCGGUCUUGCUGUUGACAAGAUGUGGCGUGUUGUUGUAGGGUUCGGUGCUAUACCUGGAUGUGUCGCUCUCUACUAUCGACUUACGAUCCCUGAAACUCCUCGAUACACCUUCGACGUGUCCCGCGAUAUCAUGAAGGGAGGCUCAGAUAUCAAGGCUUAUGUUUCUGGAAAGCCGGAGGGAACACCCGACGAGAUUACACGCGUGCGAGCGAAGCAGGAGGAUGCCGACCAACUCGAGAUCCCACAAGCAUCAUGGAGAGACUUCAUCGCUCACUACUCCCAGUGGAAGUAUGGCAAGGUCCUCCUCGGAACGGCUGGCUCAUGGUUCAUGCUUGACGUUACGUUUUACGGCCUAGGGCUUAAUAAUUCAAUCAUCCUCACACAGAUCGGAUAUGCCAAAGGAAACGAUGUGUAUGAGAUCUUCUACAACCAAGCAGUUGGAAACUUGAUCAUCACCUGCGCCGGUGCAAUUCCCGGCUACUGGUUUACCGUUGCCACAGUCGAUACCAUUGGUCGUAAGCCCAUUCAGCUCAUGGGAUUCACCAUUGUUACCAUCAUUUUCUGCGUCAUUGGAUUUGCGUAUCACUCUCUCAGUGGCAAAGCCUUGCUUGCCUUGUAUGUGCUUGCACAGUUCUUCUUCAACUUCGGUCCCAACUCUACAACGUUCAUCGUGCCUGGCGAGUGCUUCCCAACACGCUACCGCAGCAGCUCCCACGGCAUCUCAGCAGCAUCUGGAAAGGUUGGAUCUAUCAUUGCGCAAGUGCUGAUUGGGCCUCUGCGAACGCGUGGUGCGACUAAGGACAACGCGUCGCCAUGGCUUAAUCAUGUCAUGCAGAUCUACGCUGCCUUCAUGUUCGCAGGCAUCUUCACUACCUUGCUAAUUCCUGAGACGAAGCGCAAGACUCUCGAACAGUUGGCUGGUGAGGUUGAAGGAACACCGGAGUAUGACCCUGGUAACCUUCGUGUGCAUGCCAGUGGGAAGGGGUCGGUGGAUGCCACUUACUCUGAAUUUGAAAAUAAGGGCGAUAAGCAGGUCUAGAGUGGAGUCUUGAAUGGGCGAUCUGCUGUCUCCUCUGUUAGAGUAGUAUUGGGCUAUGUCGUGGGGCGAGGAUUGUAGCCGUUGCAAUUGCAAGUGGCCGGAUGAUACCCAUCUUGUUUCAGUGUAACAUGCAAUCAGCCUAGGGUAUGCGUCGCGCACGAUAUGAGCGGGUGUCCUCCGACAAAAGCAAAU